Messenger RNA from Silurus meridionalis, 2540 nucleotides. RefSeq lists its product as uncharacterized. The transcript has 2 exons. The record is from RefSeq and is a predicted model, not a curated record. NCBI's taxonomy places the organism in Eukaryota, Metazoa, Chordata, Actinopteri, Siluriformes, Siluridae. The coding region runs from base 95 to 2164 and encodes 689 amino acids.
UGAAUUUCUGUUUGCUCUCAGUGCACCAUCUGGUUUGCAGAACUGACAGACUUCACACCUUCACUGAAGACUAACAGGAUAUCAAGGAAAAGCCAUGGAUUCUCAAAUUGCAAAGAAAAAUCAAAGCCUCACCACAGCAGAGGAGAUGAGAAACCAAACCAAGCUUGUGAUGCAGCCGUAUGCCAACUGGGAGGAGUAUCUGACUCCUGCUCCACUCUCCAUAGCCAUCCUGGGAGAGCUGGUCUUCAUCUCCUCCAAAGAUGAUUUCUCCAUCAACAAGAAUCCACCUAAAAAUGGCUACCAGUACAUUAAAUACCCCGACUCAUUUCGAGCCUGCCUCAUGCAGGUGUGUAACUCCGGCUGGUGGGCUUUCAAUGAGGCCCAUAAGAACAUGGAUCAGAUUAGACUCCACACCAUGGCAGUUCCAGAUUACAUGAAGACUGCUGUGAAGAUCCUUUUCCAAGACAAUGAUGAGGUUGUCAAAGCUCACCUUCCUGACCAGCUGGAGAACAUUCGUGUCAUUGCAGAUGACUGUCUUGAUUUGGCUACAGCAACAGAAAAUCGGUUCACUGAUGUUAUCAAUAUUAUCCAAGAACUGCUGGAAGCAUGUGUAAAUGCUCAGUGCUUUUAUGGAGAGGAGCUGGAGGCUAUCAAGAAAAAAAUAGAUGAGGCAAAGCUGAGGAAACAGUCAGCAGAAGAAGCUGCUAAACGCUCAGAGAAAGCAAUGAAAACCAUGGAAGAGCAACUUAAGGAAGCACAUGAAAAUUACAACAAUGCAAUGGAUUCAUUACCCAGUGGAUGGGAAAUGAUAGGUAUGGAUUUUGUUGCAGGAGUGACUGAGAGUGUCACAGCUGUUGUUGCAGGAAUGACAACCUUAAUGACUCAUCCAUUGAGCAUAAUCAGCAAAACAAGAUCAAUUUUUGAUGUAAAAGAAACCCUUUUUCAAGGUCAGGAUUCUGCUGUUGAUUCUGUUGAUGAAAUAAAUAUCUACUGCAAGUCUGGAGAAAUCCUAAAGUGCACAGAGAACAUUCAAAGGUUUGUUAAGGACCAGGUGAUUAACUGGAAAGAUUUGUAUGAUCAAAAGAAUAAAGCUACAAAAACAGAUUUCCAGGCAGAACAGUUCAAAAGAAUCAAGCAGAGUUUAGAAAAAAGCCCAAAGUGCAAAGCAAGAGAAGCAGCUCAAAGCCUAUGUGAUGAGGGAAUUGAAAUCUGUGCAGAACUAGCAAAGUCUGCACCAGAGGGGAAAUGUGAAGAAGCCAAAGAAAAGCAGCUGAUUGAAAGAAUCCAGAAACUGACUGAAUCAUCUCGCAGUUUCGACAGCAGAAGUAAAGAUGUUACAAAGACUCCUCCUCUGGCUCCCAAACCACCAAUGAUGUUUAAAGAAGAAAGUAAUUCUGAGAAUAUAAGUGUUUCACAAAGGGCAUCAGAGAACGGCAGGUUCCGCAUAGAGCAGAACCGCGCUCAACUGGACAAGACCAGAGAGAUCUAUGAGAAGAGUGUAGAGACCAUGGAGAAGAACCAGAAGGAGCUGACUGACAUCCUGAUCACCAUGAGAAACUGUGAGGUCAAAGAGAUCGACUUCAACACCACCAUAAAAAUGCUGGUCAAAGGUAUGGAUGCCAUGGGGAGGGUGAAGGAGCAGUGGGAGAAGAUGGUCCGCUUCUUUCAGAUGGUGUCCAACAUUGUGAAAACCACCCUGACCAGAACCCUUAAAGAUUUUGUCACCACAUCUGAGAAGACACAAACACUUUCCUACAACGCAAAGCUCUUCUCCAAAGAUCUGCUCUACAAUCAAGCCUUUCAAGCCACAAACAUCUCCAGCCUCGUCAACAUGAUCUCUACUACCUACACUGAGGUGUCCACCAAGUACCUCAUGGAUCGUGUCAGCUCUCUGGGAAAACUUAUGGUCAUGGACAAGGAAAAACCAGAGUUUCUUUCUGAGCGUUUGAAGUUACAGAACUCCUGUGAUGAAGCUCAGAGAGCCAUCUUACAACUUGUCCUCAAGAACAAGGAGGAGUUUGAAAGGAAGAGUGAAGCAAGACUGGAGAAGAUCGACAAAGAGUUGCUCGCCAUUCUCCCUGCUGCUGAUCCAGAAGAGAUAAAGAGCAUUCAAGCAGCUGUUAAAAGUGGAUUCGCAGAGGAAGAAGAAGCAGAUUAUUGCUGAAUAAACACAAUUUCUUCUUCUCCACAAUAUAUCACAUAUUUCACUAUAUUCAUUUCAGCACGUAAUAAUGCAUUAUAACUGUAGUAGUAGAGCUCAUUAUCUACAAAAGCUUGUUUAGAGAAAUAAAAGCUGAUAAUGUUUCCUUCCUGCAUUAUUAAUAUCUGUGAUUUAUAUAAUCAGUAAAAGUGAUAACAGAUGUGAUCCUGCAUGCUGAAUUAGAAAUUAGUAUAAAAUACAUUUAGAUAAAAAGCAGCUUCACUUUUACACAAGAAUCUGAUUUUAAAUGAUUAUUUCCUCAAUGGAACUUUUUUUUAGCUUCCUGUAAACUCUCCACUGCUCUUACACUGAAUAAAAACUUUUGUUGGGCUUCAUUAUA